AUGGCCGAGCAGGUAACGAAUGAGAACCUUCAGGUCCUUCUCACGAAGCUCAUGACCGAUCGGUUCUGCAGCCAGGAGGCGAGUGAUCUCGAUGCGUGCAUUCAGAACUUCGUCCCGCAGCGAAUCGACGGUAGUUUUGUGGAUCAGAGCCUCCAACGGCGCGGGUUAAAUAAGUGCAAGCCCUACCGGGAGGUCGUACAGCGGUGUUUAGAGGAUGAUAAGCGGCAGGGCGCGGUCUUUCGCGCGGCCGCCGUGGCACCCGUCUGCCGGAAAGAGCAAAAAGCCCUCCAGCGAUGCCGGCAAAUCGGAGGGCGCGAUUGUGAACGGGAGGCCCUUGAGACGAUUUAUUGUGGGAUGGUGUACUUAGUGCAGAGGCAGAAGGAGCGGCAACGAUUUGCCCCUUCCAUGGAAUAAGCGCGGAAUGAAUUCUCCAACACAUACAUACAUAUAUAGAUAUACCUAUAUCUAUAUGUACUUAGAUGUUUUUAGUCCGUACGAGUAACAACACGAUAAAGAGGCAAGGUCCGAAAGUAGUGGAAAGAUAGCGGCAGUAAGUGGUAAGGGGUUUGAUUGGUUAAUGACUGUCGUGCAAGUGGUAUUAACCUCUUGAUUCUGGGAAUAUUCUCUGAAGAGUCCAUCCUAUAGGUGGGGAAGGGGUUAGGGAAAGAGCCCCGUUUCUUAUCCUUCGAAUACUAACCUUUCUGGCUAUCUAUUCCUCCAGAAUACGCAUGAAAAACUGUACUAAAAAGACUAAAAUGCUAAAUAAACGUAUGUGAAUUAUGGUGAAAAUGAAGCGAGUUAAAAAACAUCACAUUAAAACAAAUUGUCUCAGUAAAAAUGCCUCAUUUCGUUCUCUAACGGCGAGCAUAAUGUCCUGACAGGAA
Molecule: messenger RNA, 884 nt
Organism: Phytomonas sp. Hart1
Lineage: Eukaryota; Euglenozoa; Kinetoplastea; Trypanosomatida; Trypanosomatidae
Source: the annotation of a GenBank genome assembly